Molecule: messenger RNA, 1148 nt
Organism: Spinacia oleracea (spinach)
Lineage: Eukaryota; Viridiplantae; Streptophyta; Magnoliopsida; Caryophyllales; Amaranthaceae
Exons: 4
Coding region: 193-516 (107 amino acids)
Source: RefSeq, a predicted model, not a curated record
UGCUGUUAUUGUUUUGGCAAAUUUAUGACAAUUCAACUUCUUCUUCCUACAAAAUUAAUCAAAAUAAUAUCGGUGACUUUCUGCCUCCAUCCUCCCCUUUUUCUUCCUUCACCCUUCUUCUUCACAGUGACCUUCCUCCACCCUUCUUCAUCUUUAUUCGAUCUUCUCUAACCAGAGGAGUUCUCCUUCACCAUGGGUACCUUGGAAGAUUUGUCUCCAUUCAGAUUUCUGAAAACAAGCCGAUGGAGAUCCGCCAGACAUGUAGAAGGAGACGUGUAUUCCAUUUGGGUAAGCGAAUCUGGGUGCGAAUGGCAUGUUGUGGUUGAAUUUCAACUUAAUUUCGCUAACCUGGUUCUUCCCAUCAUCUUGGAUUCACUUCUCCACUAUGUUCAGGGGUGGCAUGGUAUUAAUUUUCCAAGAAAGAAGUCUAGCAAGCUUACUACUAUAGGAAGGAGGAAACUACAUACAAAUUGCAUAAUGCAUGCUGUCACUUACCAUAAGAUGAUCUACUUCUGAAGUUCUCAUCGUAUGUCCAGUAACCCACGUCCUAUAAGCAACGUUCCCUUGCCGUUUAGAGAAGCUGGAAAAGAUAGAAAACGGGAUGCGAAUAAUGGUGUAAAUAACCAACAAACCAUUCCAAGGUUGCCUACGUUGUUGUUCAACCUCAUGAUCAUCAUAUAUUAUGGCGCCUAUCCCAUUGCCAAACAUAGUCUCAUAUGCAACCUUUGGACUCUUCCUUUUGGUAAGAAUGUGCUCCCUCAACCCCUUGAUUCUUUUAUCUUGCCUGUUGAAUGAAGGAUGCCAAAGUACCUGGAAAAUUAACUCCAGUCAAUUGUCGGUCUACCGUAAGGGGGUUUAUAAUUCAACGUUGUGGGACGUCGUAGUAGCCCAAUGCAGACUUGUAUGUAUUAUCUUGUCAGCAAUUUGGAGAUUGAAGUUGGAGAUUUCUGAUUCCAUGAAUACCUUUUCAACUGGAAAUAUUGCCCAGCGGUAUAGUGUAAGGAUGUAAAUAUCAACACUUAAAAAGUUUUGAUGGCAGUGUUUUAAGAAAUACUUAUGUUUGCUUACAUAGGUUUAUAAACAGUUCAUUGUUGAGGCUUUACCUAUUUUGUUGAUGAUUAUGGAACUUUGCAUUUGCUUAACAAAAA